CGAUCGAUGACCACAACGUUAAAGAACAUCCAGUAUUCUUGAUCUGCCAGCUCUCAAGAGAGAUACAAAGCCCAAACAAAACACCCGAAUAGGACAUAACCUCGAAAACUAUCUUUCAGACUCCUGUUCCCACCGAUUAAUACCACUACCACACAAGAUGUCCGCCAGUCCUGCCUCGUCGACCGGUGGCGACUCUAAGCAGAACGUCGAUCAGAUUCAUUUUCGAUUCUGUCGCGAAUGCUCCAACUUGCUCUACCCGAAGGAAGACCGUGUCAACAACCGCCUGAUGUUUACCUGCCGAACCUGCCAUGUCGCCGAGCCUGCAUCUUCGUACUGCGUUUACCAGAACAAGCUGAACAGUCAAGUGGGAGACACAGCUGGUGUGACUCAGGAUGUCGCAUCAGAUCCUACGCUGCCCCGGUCGAACAAGCUUUGCCCGAGCUGCGGUGAAAACGAGGCGGUGUUCUUCCAGUCGCAACAGCGAUCUGCGGAGACUGGAAUGAAACUCUACUAUGUCUGCUGCACCUGCGGUAAUGUGUUUACAUGAUACCAGACCUUUCCGGUUAUCGAUACCCCGGUUAUAGUUUCAGGAGGUUGUUUGGAGUUUUAGGCGAUUGUUGGGAUAUUGAUAAAUUGUUGAUGGUUCGAGCUCGUUAUGCAUAGCUCGGGAGCGCCAAAUAAAAAUAAGGAAGCGUUGAUUUGGAGAUGGACUUCUUGAUUGAUUCUUAU
Messenger RNA from Paecilomyces variotii, 729 nucleotides. RefSeq names its product putative DNA directed RNA polymerase II 15 kDa subunit. The transcript is spliced from 4 exons. Gene Ontology annotation, biological process: DNA-templated transcription; transcription-coupled nucleotide-excision repair; maintenance of transcriptional fidelity during transcription elongation by RNA polymerase II. Gene Ontology annotation, molecular function: DNA-directed RNA polymerase activity; nucleic acid binding; zinc ion binding. Gene Ontology annotation, cellular component: RNA polymerase II, core complex. Lineage: Eukaryota; Fungi; Ascomycota; Eurotiomycetes; Eurotiales; Thermoascaceae. The record is from RefSeq and is a predicted model, not a curated record. Bases 158 to 547 code for a protein of 129 amino acids.